This is a messenger RNA of Chelonia mydas (Green sea turtle), 3847 nucleotides long. RefSeq names its product epoxide hydrolase 1. Gene Ontology annotation, molecular function: epoxide hydrolase activity. Gene Ontology annotation, biological process: arachidonate metabolic process; epoxide metabolic process. The coding region runs from base 184 to 1632 and encodes 482 amino acids. The record is from RefSeq and is a predicted model, not a curated record. NCBI's taxonomy places the organism in Eukaryota, Metazoa, Chordata, Testudines, Cheloniidae. The transcript is spliced from 9 exons.
CCCUGUGCUUCUCCUGUAGCUCCACCUUGUGAUGGAGGAGAGAGCAAGGAUUGUAAGAGAGUUUAGAGAUGGCAGCCUGGCCAAACAGACCCCUGUGUGCUGUUCCUGUGUAAAGUGGAGCAUUCCCUGAGCAAUCGGGGACAAGCAGUCUCUUAAGAAGGUGGUUGGAGCAGGUUGUGCUGCAUGGAUACACAUCAGAUCUCCUCCUCAGGAGGCUGUACACCCUCAAGGUCCUUUAAAUAUCCCUGGAGGAGUGUAAUUCUGGCCCCUGCUGCUCUGGGAGCUGGAGGGCUCCUGGUUUGUUGGCUCCUGUCUAGACGGAAGAUCAAGACUCUAGAAAUGGGAGAUGGAUGGUGGGGCUCAGGCAAGAGGCCCCCAAGAGAGAAAGAAGAUGAGAGAAUACGAUCCUUCCAAAUUGAAACCUCUGACAGGGAAAUUCAGGAACUGCACCAGCGCCUGGACCAGGCUCGCUACACACCGCCACUGGAGGGAGUUGCCUUCCAGUAUGGUUUCAACUCCACCUACCUGCAGAGAGUUGUUGCUUAUUGGAGGAACCAGUUCAACUGGCAGAAGCAGCUGGAAAUUGUGAACCAAUAUCCACAUUUCAAAACAACCAUUGAAGGGAUUGAAGUCCACUUUGUCCAUGUGAAGCCCCCUGGCAUCCCCAAGGGUCAGGCAGCCAGGCCUUUGUUGAUGGUGCAUGGCUGGCCUGGCUCCUUCUAUGAGUUCUAUAAGAUCAUCCCACUGCUCACUGACCCAGCUGGGCACGGCCUGAAUGAAGAUGUGGUGUUUGAGGUCAUCUGCCCAUCCAUCCCAGGCUAUGGCUUCUCCGAGGCACCUCACCAACAAGGUUUUGAUACGCUGGCUGCUGCUCGGAUAUUUCACAAGCUGAUGCAGAGACUGGGCUUCCAGGAGUUCUAUGUACAGGGGGGAGAUUGGGGCUCUCAGAUCACCAUAAACAUGGCCCAGAUGCUGCCAAAGUCUGUGAAAGGGCUUCAUCUGAAUUUUGUCAUCACCACCUCAGGAGGUUUGGGGAGGCUGGUGUCUUUACUGCUGGGGGCCUACGUGCCAUGGCUGGUGGGCUUCACCAGGGAAGACUCCCGCCGCUUAUACCCAUACUUGGAGAAGAACGUGUAUGAACUUCUGCGGGAGACUGGGUAUUUGCACAUCCAGGCCACCAAGCCCGACACAGCAGGCUGUGGACUAAACGACUCCCCUGUGGGACUUGCUGCAUACAUUCUGGAGAAGUUCUCUACCUGGACCGAUAGAUCAUUCCGGGACAUGGACAAUGGAGGUCUGGAGAGGAAAUUCUCUCUGGAUGACCUUUUGACCAAUGUGAUGAUUUAUUGGGUAACUUCGUCCAUUGUGCCCUCAAUGCGCUUCUACAAGGAGAAUCUCUCCAAGAACCUCAACACUGCUCCUGCUGCCAGGAUUGGAGUGUACGUACCCACUGGCAUUGCUGCUUUCCCCCAGGAGCUUGCACAUAGCCCACGCUCCUGGGCACAGAAGUUGUUCAAGAACAUAGUCGUCUACUCCUACAUGCCACGUGGGGGGCAUUUUGCUGCCUUUGAGGAACCAGAGCUCCUGGCACAGGAUAUCAGGCGGUUGGUCAGAAAGGUGGAGCAUCUGUGAGCCAUGAGCAAGUGGGGGGCAGUAUGCACAGAUAAAUGGUAGCACAUUGCUAGACCACCAGCCUGAGGUAAUUAUUAACUGCAUUUCUGAUUACACUUUAUAAAGCCAAAUAUCUAUUUGCUUGAUAGCCGCAGACACCAGCCUAAAACAAAAUGCCAGAUGGUUAAAAAUCAAUGUCUAGAGCUUUUAAUUUAAAAAUAACCAUUAAAUUCUCACUGAAAGGUAGGAGUAUUUUGUCCUAUUUCAUUCUAGGAGCAUGUUAGAGGGAAAACUCCUGCUGUAUCUGGAGAAUGGGUGGUUGCUGUUUAAUGUGUGACAACAUUGCACUGCACUUUAGCUUUUUAAGGAUAAAAUGGCCACCUAUUUCUGAGCAAGGGCAGUAGGUUCCACAGAAAAGCCCAUCCAAGUUGUCUUCAUCUCUAGAGUGACCUGACCUGGGUUCAGUAGCUGAGGUGGAAGUGACUGGUAUGAAGGUCUUACUCUUCCAGGCAUGCGUAUCCAAGACCCUCCUCCUGGAUGGCUACAGAGCAUCAUAUGGCAAACAGUGCCACAAAAUCUAGAGAGCACAGUAUGUUAGAAUGCACCAUUCAACCACAAGCUCUGGAUAGCCCUUUGCAAGGCAGCUUUCCCACUUUGUUUUCAGGAAUUGUGCCUCACUAUAGAUCAGUGCAUUUGUUGUAUGUUACAGCACUGACCACUGGGUCUCUCUACAACAGUUGGGGCACUCACCCAGGAUAUGGGAGACCCAGCUUCAAUUCCUUCCUCUGCCUGAUGUGAAGACCAGAUUUGAACAGGGGCCUCCCACCUCUCAGAAGAGUGCUCUAUACACACACAUUCUUACUCCCUGGCCCAGUGUAUAUUUAAUUAUUUACACCUAGUGAACAGCUUCAACAAGAGUGACAGAGAUCCCUACACUAGAACAUCCCCUAGGGUCCUAGACCACUGGUUAGAGCACUCUUGGGGGAAGUGGGAGACCCAGUUCAAAUCCUAUUCCACAUCAGGCAGAGGGGGAUACUGAACCCAGGCUUCUCACAUGGCAGUGGUCCCCAAAUUUUUCAGGGUCAUACCCCCCUUUCCAGAGUUGGGGCCAUAGCUCCUGGGGGAGGGGGUAAGGAGGCCAGGGCUGGGGGCAGGAGCAGAGCUAUAGCCUGGGGCCAAGUGUAGAGUCACAGCAGGGCUAUGGCCAGGGGCUGAGGCCAAGUCCAUGGCUAGACUGGAGCAGAGCUCGGAGCGGGUCUGUGUGAGACUCCCUCCCCACCCCGUGAGGGCUGGCUUGGGCGCUGCCGCACCCUCCUAAUGUUCCUCUGUGUCCCCCUAGAGAGGUGCACCCCACAGUUGGGAACCUGUGUCAGAUAGGAUGUGGUAGACCUAACCACUGGGCUAAAGGGAGGCCACCUCUGCCUCCUAUCUAGCCCCCGGCCAUUUUUUGUGGAGUCAGGCCUGCUCCAAGAACACCUACUAAGUCAAGGUCCAUAGCUGAGGUAGGUACCAAUCACCAGGAAUGAGGCAGAAGUGCACAUACCCAAAAGUAGAAACUUAGCUGCCCUGGAGACUCAUGGACAUUUAGAUGCCUCCAGAGUUAGGUAGCAGCUGAGCAGAGAUUAAGGAGCUCAGUGCAGGGGUGCUGGAACAAUUUGCUCAGCACCCCAACUAAACCCUCUAUAGGAUGGAAAUCACUUCAAGCCAGGGGGGUGCAACAACACCCCCAGUUCCAGCACCUAUGUCUCAGUGGUGACUAAAAUGUUGGAUUUAGUCACCACUCUGUUAGUGGAUUUGGGCCUAAAUGACUUUACCAUUAAGAGUUAAUCUAUGUAAAGAGAACUUAAUGAAGAGGCAUUUGUACAGCCUCAGGUCACACCCCAAAAUUGGAUAACAAGAGCCUAGCUGGUUGCAUUGCAAUAGGAUCACGCAACCCAACGGCUUUAAAACUAGCUCGAGUGCUUUGGAUCCAAUAGAGCUCCCUUUCAUAAUGUACUAGAUGAAGUCAGGUAGGUUUCUAUUUCUCUCCCCUCUUAUUCCAGGGUAGCUGUAACCCUUUCAAGUCUCUGCACAAGUCAUCAAGGAACCAGGAGAGUUUUGCUGCUGAACAAGAUCAUAGAACUGUAGACCUGUAAGGGAUCUUGAAGUCUAGUCCAGUCCCCUGCACUCAAGGCAGGACUGAGUAUUAUCUAGACCAUCCCUGACAGGUGUUUGUCUAACCUUCUCUUAAGUCUCC